GUAUAACUAACUGUAUAUAAACCCUAUUCCACCCCUCCAAUCUCCCCCUCCAAUAUCCUCUCCAUCGGAGAACCCAGUUGCCCACCAUUUCUUCCAUCUUCUCUCGUCUCUUCGGGUCCUUCGCCGGUCCCACCCCAGCCGUUAUGUCUGCCGCUAAGACCAAAGCCCAGGGUAUCAUCAACGACAAUGCCGUCGUCGUCUUCUCCAAGUCCUACUGCCCCUACUGCUCAUCCAGCAAGAGCGUCCUCGACAAGCUGAAGGCGAAGUACAUCGCCAUCGAACUUGAUGAGGAGAGCGACGGUGGCGCCAUCCAGGACGCCCUCCAGGAAAUCACCGGCCAACGUACCGUCCCCAACAUCUUCAUCAAACAGAAGCAUAUCGGUGGAAACUCGGAUCUGCAGGCUCGCAAGGAUGAACUGCCUCGUUUGCUGAAGGAGGCCGGUGCUCUUUAGAUUAUGCUUUAAGAUCGUUGUGUAUACCAUAGACGGAAUGCAUUUGUUUACAUGA
Aspergillus caelatus is the source of this 507-nucleotide messenger RNA. Its product is annotated as glutaredoxin. The record is from RefSeq and is a predicted model, not a curated record. NCBI's taxonomy places the organism in Eukaryota, Fungi, Ascomycota, Eurotiomycetes, Eurotiales, Aspergillaceae. Gene Ontology annotation, molecular function: glutathione disulfide oxidoreductase activity. The transcript is spliced from 3 exons. Gene Ontology annotation, cellular component: nucleus; cytoplasm. Gene Ontology annotation, biological process: cellular response to oxidative stress. Bases 144 to 452 code for a protein of 102 amino acids.